Morone saxatilis (striped sea-bass) is the source of this 1324-nucleotide messenger RNA. Its product is annotated as voltage-dependent anion-selective channel protein 1. Gene Ontology annotation, biological process: monoatomic anion transmembrane transport. Lineage: Eukaryota; Metazoa; Chordata; Actinopteri; Moronidae. Gene Ontology annotation, cellular component: mitochondrial outer membrane. The record is from RefSeq and is a predicted model, not a curated record. Gene Ontology annotation, molecular function: voltage-gated monoatomic anion channel activity.
AAAUGAUGGCACUGAGUUUGGUGGUUCCAUUUACCAGAAGGUGAAUGACCAGCUGGAGACAGCCGUCAACCUGGCCUGGACUGCCGGAAACAGCAACACCCGCUUUGGCAUCGCUGCCAAGUAUCAGAUUGAUUCUGAUGCAUCCUUCUCUGCCAAGGUGAACAACUCCAGUCUUGUGGGCCUGGGCUACACUCAGACUCUGAAGCCAGGCAUCAAGCUGACGCUCUCUGCUCUCCUUGACGGCAAGAACAUCAACGCUGGUGGCCACAAGCUUGGUCUCGGCCUCGAAUUCCAGGCAUAGGAGGAUGAGGCAGACGCCCUUCCAGUCCUCCCAGCGCACUCACACACACAUUCCCCACCAAAAAAAUAAAUUCCAAAUCCUUUAUUGAUUAGUUAGCCCUCCCCACAUUUCCCCUAGACAUGCUACAGCUGGGAGUAAGACAACAUAAAGGUCAAAUCGUUCUUGUGACGAUCUACCACUUUUAAAAGGACCACUUUAAGGGAACAAAUUUUGAAAAUAAAGAGCCAAAUUCAGAACAAAACUAGAACCAUUUAAUAGAAAGUUGUAUCUUGAAUUCCAAGGGAAAGGUAGCCUUGAGUAUGUUCAUGUUGGCCUCACUAUUUGUCAUUUCACUACAUUCAAUGCUUUAAUUUGUGUGUCUCCCUGCUUUCCAAUGCAGAUAAAAGGGAAAACUAAACUAGAUCAGCCCAAAAUGCAUAAAGGGCUCAACACUCAACGUACAGUUGAAUAGUUGCACCACCAGAUGGUGCUGUUGCAUAGCACCAUCAAGCACUCCUUGCUCAAAAGUUAGUGGUGAAACAACAGUUUUAUUUUCACUUUUGCACCGGAAGAGCUCCAGUGUCUGUCUUGAUAUAUUAUACAAUGGGAAAGGGUUAGUUGUCCCUGAUGUAAGCAGCUGUCAGUAGCUCAAAGAGACACUACACCCCAAUGUGUACAUUCUGUGUUUUUGUCUCACUUGUUUAUUGUGUCUGUGCAUUUGGUGUGAAACAUGUCUUUUGUUACAUAUAGCAGAAAUAAUAUUAUUUUAUUGACAGUCUUGCAUAGUUUAAUCCACCUGUGAAGUCUUACAAAGGCAAUGACUGGUCAAUUCUUCCUGGUCGAGCAAACAAAAGGAAACCUAUCAUGCACACAGAUGAACUUCUCUGGAUUAAAGUUACAGUACUUCUUUGAAGGAGAAUGAAAAGAAUAAAUACAGUGGACAGGAGAUUGUAGUCUUCCACAACUGGUUAUGGGAACUAUGCUUAGUGUACUUGACAGUAUUGUUAUUCCCUGAAUAAAAUAAAGGAACAUCUUGAACCAGUU